This is a messenger RNA of Fukomys damarensis (Damara mole-rat), 837 nucleotides long. RefSeq lists its product as uncharacterized. The transcript is spliced from 3 exons. Gene Ontology annotation, molecular function: immunoglobulin receptor binding; antigen binding. The record is from RefSeq and is a predicted model, not a curated record. Lineage: Eukaryota; Metazoa; Chordata; Mammalia; Rodentia; Bathyergidae. Gene Ontology annotation, biological process: innate immune response; complement activation, classical pathway; B cell receptor signaling pathway. Bases 40 to 837 code for a protein of 265 amino acids. Gene Ontology annotation, cellular component: blood microparticle; immunoglobulin complex, circulating; external side of plasma membrane.
UGCCCUCUGUCCCCCUCUUACACCCUCACUGGCUUCCCCAUGCAAAGCAGCCCCAAGCUCAGGAUGAAAAGCCAGGGCUGGCUGAGCAGCCCCCAUCACCUCUCACAGGAGCCUUCAUACAGCAUGGAGUCCUUGGUGCUGCUCCUCUGCCUGGUGGUGGCUCCCUGCUGUGUCCUGUCCCAGGUGCAGCUGAAGGAGUCAGGACCUGGCGUGGUGAAGCCCUCAGAGACUCUGACCCUCACCUGCACAGUCUCUGGAUUUUCUUUAACCAGUUAUGAUGUGCACUGGGUCCGUCAGGCUCCAGGGAAUGGACUGGAGUGGAUCGGUGUGAUAUGGGCUAGUGGAAACACAAAGUAUAGCCCAGCCUUUCAAUCUCGAGUAAGCAUCGGCAGGGACACUUCCAAGAGCCAAGUCUCACUAUCAUUGAGCAGCCUGAGAUCUGAGGACACAGCAGUAUAUUACUGUGCAAGACACACAGUGAGGGGAAAUCAGUGUGAGCCCAGACGGAAACCUCCCUUCAGGGGCUCCCAGGACGGCAGGGGGCAGGCAGGACACACUGAGCUCUUGUUGGGCCCUGCACCAGGUGCAGGAUACUGGGUCUGCUUUGCUGUUAGAGUCUGUGGAUGUCUCUUCCUGUCCCCAACAUUGCUAAAGAACUUCUUCAGUGAGGUGGGACAAACAGGACAGAAUGGUUCACAUAGCUCACAGAUUGUCCGAGCAGACCCGAGCUGUCGAGUAAACAUCCCUUUCAGGAAACACUUCAGGCCAGACCACCUAGAUCCACCUCCUGUGUACAGCGUGUCUUCCCCCGGGGACUAUACCCUGGAGGAAGCCUAA